Molecule: messenger RNA, 3672 nt
Organism: Solanum stenotomum
Lineage: Eukaryota; Viridiplantae; Streptophyta; Magnoliopsida; Solanales; Solanaceae
Exons: 18
Coding region: 154-3486 (1110 amino acids)
Biological process (GO): lactose catabolic process
Cellular component (GO): beta-galactosidase complex
Molecular function (GO): beta-galactosidase activity; carbohydrate binding
Source: RefSeq, a predicted model, not a curated record
UUAUUUUAAAUUGUACUACAUAAAUUUGGGAUAAAAACUCACUGUUGACCACUAGAGGAGCAUAUUCACUAAAGCAGAGCCGAAUCUAUCCGAUCUCUCAGUCGUCUGAGUUUCGCUAAUCUCAAUUUUAGAGGUGCAACUCUAAAUAAAGUGAUGUCUUCUUUAACCAGUCAAAUGGUUCUUCCAUCAAGUAAUGGUUACAAGGCAUGGGAAGAUCCUUAUUUUUUCAAGUGGAGGAAAAGAGAUUCUCAUGUUCCACUCCAUUGCCAUGAAUCAGUUGAAGGAUCUCUGAGAUACUGGAAUGAGCGCAACAAAGUGGAUCUAUUGGUAUCAAAAUCAGCAGUUUGGGAUGAUGAUGCUGUUUCUAAAGCUCUUGAUUGUGCUGCUUACUGGGUUAAGGAUUUACCUUUCGUUAAAUCAUUAUCUGGCAUAUGGAAAUUCUGGCUGGCUCCUGGCCCUACCAACGUUCCAUUGAAUUUUUAUGAUAGCUCAUUUCAAGAUUCUUCAUGGGAAACAAUACCAGUUCCUUCGAAUUGGCAGAUGCAUGGAUACGACCGGCCUAUUUACACAAACACUAUAUAUCCAUUUGCUUUCAAUCCACCUAAAGUUCCAGAUGAUAAUCCUACUGGCUGCUACAGAACUUAUUUUUUCCUUCCUGAAGAGUGGGAAGGUCGCAGGAUAUUUUUACAUUUUGAAGCGGUUGAUUCAGCCUUCUACGCUUGGGUGAAUGGAGUUCCUGUUGGAUAUAGUCAGGAUAGCAGACUCCCUGCCGAAUUUGAGAUCACGGAUUUUUGCCAUCCACAUGGGUCAGGAAAAGGAAAUUGUCUGGCUGUUCAAGUGAUGAGAUGGAGUGAUGGUUCCUAUCUUGAAGAUCAGGAUCAUUGGUGGUUAUCAGGGAUACACCGAGAUGUGCUUCUUCUAGCAAAGCCUAAGACGUUUAUUGCUGACUAUUUCUUCAGAACAAACAUAGGCGAAGAUUUUUCUUAUGCAGACAUAGAGGUGGAAAUGAAAAUUGAUAACUCACUUGAUAAUAAUUAUAUUGCUGACUUCACUAUUGAAGCUUCACUCUAUGACAGUAGAAAUUGGCUUAGCUGCUCUGACCAUAUUGAUUUGCUUUCUGCUAACAUUGCUCAUCUGGAGUUAGUUCUGUCUUCUGAUCCUUGUGUGGGAUUUAAAGGCUACAUGCUUGUGGGGAAGGUGCAAGCACCUAAACUUUGGUCUGCAGAGCAACCAAAUCUCUACACUCUUGUUAUCACCCUUAAAGAUGCAUCAGGGAAGUUGGUUGAUUGUGAAUCAUGCCAAGUUGGUAUGAGAAAAAUAUCAAAAGCCCCUAAACAGCUGCUAGUAAAUGGGCGUCCAGUAGUAAUUAGAGGGGUGAACAGGCAUGAGCAUCAUCCACGUCUUGGAAAGACAAACUUGGAGUCCUGCAUGGUCAAGGAUUUGGUUUUGAUGAAACAAAACAAUAUUAAUGCUGUCAGGAACAGCCAUUAUCCUCAGCAUCAGCGCUGGUAUGAGUUGUGUGAUCUGUUUGGCGUGUACAUGGUAGAUGAGGCCAAUAUCGAGACACAUGGUUUUUUUGACUAUCCAAAUUAUAAGCAUCCUACACAGGAAUCUUGUUGGGCUGCUUCCAUGUUGGAUCGUGUGGUCGGCAUGGUUGAAAGGGACAAAAAUCAUGCCUGUAUUAUAGUAUGGUCCAUAGGGAAUGAGGCAAGCUAUGGACCGAAUCAUGCAGCACUCUCUGGUUGGGUACGAGAAAAAGAUGCAUCAAGACUGGUGCACUAUGAAGGUGGUGGAUCGAGAACAUCUUCAACAGAUAUUGUAUGUCCCAUGUAUGCACGUGUGUCCCAAAUAGUUGAAAUAGCAAAAGAUCCAACUGAACAGAGGCCUGUGAUAUUGUGCGAAUAUUCACAUGCCAUGGGAAACAGCAAUGGGAAUCUCCAUAAAUAUUGGGAAGCAAUAGAUAGUAUCUUUGGUCUGCAAGGAGGCUUUAUAUGGGAUUGGGCUGAUCAGGGAUUAUUAAAGGAAGUAUGUGGGAAAAUGCGCUGGGCAUAUGGAGGUGACUUUGGGGACACUCCUAAUGAUUUGAACUUCUGCCUAAAUGGUGUCAUAUUUCCUGAUCGAAGUCCUCAUCCUGCAUUACAUGAGGUUAAGUUUCUUUACCAGCCAAUCAAGGUCUCAUUUAACGAAGGAAUUAUUAAGAUAACAAACAUGCAUUUCUUUGAUACUACCCAAGCUUUGGAAUUUAACUGGGUACUUCAUGGCGAUGGGUGUGAACUUGGGUCUGGGAUCCUCCCUCUACUUGGCAUAGAACCCCAGAGAAGCCAUGAAACAAAAUGGGAAUCUGGCCCAUGGUUUUCUGCAUGGACUACAUCUAGUGCAGCAGAAAUUUAUUUAACAAUUACAGCAAAGCUUUUGAACUCUACUCGGUGGGCUAAUUCUGGUCACCUCAUUUCGUCCACACAAGUUCUGUUGCCUAGCAGACGGAAUGUUGUCCCUCAUAUCAUUAAAAGCACCGAUGCCACUUUACUUUGUGAAGUUCUUGAUGACAUAAUAAAGGUUGGCCAGAAGGACUGGUGGGAGCUGAAAUUUAACAAACAAACUGGUGGUAUAGAGGGAUGGAAGGUUAAUGGAGUUUCAAUAAUGAAUAAAGGCAUCUAUCCAUGCUUUUGGAGAGCACCAACAGAUAAUGACAAAGGGGGAGGGCCAAAGAGUUACUUGUCUAGGUGGAAGGCUGCUAAUCUUGACAAGGUAAUCUUUGUGAACGAAAGCUGCUCUGUGGAAAGUACGAACAGUCACGAAGUGAAAAUAGCAGCUACUUAUCAUGGCAUAGCAAAACCAGAGGAGAAAACUCCCUCAAAUGCGGAAACUUCUAAUAUUCUCUUUAAGGUUGGCAUGACACUUUUGAUAUAUGGUUCAGGAGAUGUUGUGCUAGAGUGCAAUGUAAAUCCAUGUCCUGAUCUUCCACCUUUGCCACGAGUCGGUGUUGAAUUUCAAUUGGAUUCAACUGUAGACCAGGUUAAAUGGUAUGGAAGGGGACCAUUUGAAUGUUAUCCAGACCGGAAAUCUGCUGCUCAUUUAAGCAUUUAUGAGCUAUCCGUAGGUGAAAUGCAUGUGCCAUAUGUUGUUCCCGGGGAGUGCUCAGGCAGAGCAGAUGUUAGAUGGGUGACAUUUGAAAAUAAAGAUGGAGUGGGACUUUAUGCUUCCACGUAUGGAGGAUCUCCACCCAUGCAAAUGAAUGCAAGCUACUACAGCACCUCUGAGCUCGAUAGAACUACACACAAUGAGGAUCUCAGGAAAAGUGAAAACAUCGAGGUGCAUCUUGACCACAAGCACAUGGGUUUAGGCGGAGACGAUAGCUGGUCCCCUUGUGUUCAUGACGAAUACCUUGUUCAUGCCGUACCAUACUCUUUCGCCAUCAGGUUUUUCCCAAAAACUGCAGCAACCACUGGGUAUGAUAUCUACAAAUCCCAGUUUUCUGAAGAGUGAUUAUUGAUAACUUCUGUACUUAUUGUCUACUUGGUUCACUUUUUAGUAUGUGGAAUUCUUCAAAUUUGUAACUUUGGUUAAAAUAAAUCAAGUGAAAAGCACUUUUAGAGUGCAGAUCCUUUAACUUGAAGAACAUAAUUAUUAUUAUUUCAUAUAAAUUAAAAGUCUUGUUUGCUCAAGUAAAAA